Molecule: messenger RNA, 500 nt
Organism: Notechis scutatus (mainland tiger snake)
Lineage: Eukaryota; Metazoa; Chordata; Lepidosauria; Squamata; Elapidae
Source: RefSeq, a predicted model, not a curated record
AUGGAGUCACAUGGGCAUCACCCCGUCCCGCUGGGCCGAUGCAGUGCAGAAGGGCCAGUCCCGGUGACCCCCCCUCCGCCCCCCGCAGGAGCAGCCGAGAAGUGCUCCAAGCACGGGGCAGAGGACCGGACGCAGAACAUCAUCAUGGCCAUGAAGGACCGGAUGAAGAUCCGGGAGCGGAACAAGCCGGAGAUCUUCGACCUGAUCCGGGACGUCUUUGGGGAGAGCAAGGUGGCCCACGGGCAGCAGAUCAAGGUGGUGAAGCAGAGCGUCCUGGACGGGACCUCCAAGUGGUCGGCCAAGAUCACCAUCACGGUGGUCUGCGCCCAAGGCCUGCAGGCCAAGGACAAGACCGGCUCCAGCGACCCCUACGUGACCGUCCAGGUGGGCAAGACGAAGAAGAGGACCAAGACCAUUUUUGGGAACCUGAACCCCGUUUGGGAGGAGAAGUUCCACUUGUGAGUAGCAGCAGCAGCCUCGGCUUCCCUCCGCCCCCCCCC